GACUAUAUUGACCCCGACAAUCCAAUAAAGAGGGAUAUUCCUUCUUAUCCUAUUCGUCCUAGGGCUACUGAUAUUAACCCUAAAGCCCUUACCGAUGAAGACCUGACCACAAACGAGCGUGAAAGGUGGAGAGACAGACGAAGAGAUUAUGAACUUGACCUUCGCGAAUAUGACCGUAUUUCGGGUGCUAUCUCUCAGAUCUACCUUAUCAUUCAAUCAUCGAUCUCCUAUUCAAGCAAGCUUAUUAUUCAGCACCUACCGUCACGUUAUGCACCGACCACUGAAGCCCGAAAGCGGUCGGUCAUUAAGAAAUACCAUCAAAUGCACCGAAUUCCACACUCUUUGACCAUAGAUGCAUGGAUUUCACAAUGCGAGAACACUUAUAUAGAGGCUGUCCAAUUGGGUAUUAGUGAAGUCCAAUCAAAGACUAGACCACUUUUGGACUUCCUUGAUAGUCUAGCCUCUAUGUCUCCCUCCUUCGCCGAAUACUGGCAUAAUGAGAUCAAUCGGCUUGAAUCUAUAGGCCAAAUAGACUCUAUUGACUUCUUUACCUUGACAAAGAAGUAUAGGGAUUCUAUUAGGCUUAUUCCGCCUAAACGAGCCUCUUAUGUCAAUGCCACUUUUCGAGGACAAUCAGAAAAGGGCCAGGGCAAGAAGACUAAAAAGCCCUGUCCAUGUCAAGGGGGCGACUAUGAUGGUUACCACACAUUCAGUGAUUGUCCUUAUAUCAACCCUUCAAUAAGGACAGAAGGUUGGAAACCAGACCAAACAGUCCUUGACCGCUUUAAACAAGCAUGCACCUAUUCAGGCUUUAAAUAA
Messenger RNA from Penicillium maclennaniae, 819 nucleotides. RefSeq lists its product as uncharacterized. Lineage: Eukaryota; Fungi; Ascomycota; Eurotiomycetes; Eurotiales; Aspergillaceae. The annotation marks the transcript as partial. The record is from RefSeq and is a predicted model, not a curated record. The transcript has 2 exons.